Molecule: messenger RNA, 336 nt
Organism: Trypanosoma brucei brucei TREU927
Lineage: Eukaryota; Euglenozoa; Kinetoplastea; Trypanosomatida; Trypanosomatidae
Exons: 1
Coding region: 1-336 (111 amino acids)
Source: RefSeq, a predicted model, not a curated record
AUGACCAAACGAACGAAGCACGCUCUGCGCACGGUAAAAGAUUUCAUAUUCCACCCGAGUGUGGUCGGUCACGUUUUUCCUGGAAAGAAGAUGAAAUUGAGUAACCGCCUCAAUCUGGAUCUGCCCUCCCCUUUGUGUUUUAUCAUUUUUAGGAACCGUUUGACCACAACAUCCUCAGUAGUUUUUGACACCCGUCAGCUGCUGGCACGGCCUUUCGCUCAGAAUACCAUAGCCGCUAUGACGCUGCUUGGCUCAAUCCUAUUUUUUUUUUGGAAUUUUCUUCGUGCCUUCGUGAGAGUUUCCCCCCACUGGCGCGGCUAUCAGCCAUCACCGUAG